Molecule: messenger RNA, 1868 nt
Organism: Caenorhabditis auriculariae
Lineage: Eukaryota; Metazoa; Nematoda; Chromadorea; Rhabditida; Rhabditidae
Source: the annotation of a GenBank genome assembly
AUGGCUGCUAUGAACCCAGAAUAGUGAGUGAAUCGUCCGAAAAUAAGGUUUUAUGAAAGAGUUUUCAGCGAUUAUUUGUUCAAACUUCUGCUUAUCGGGGAUUCGGGUGUUGGAAAGUCGUGCCUGUUGCUCCGAUUCGCCGACGACACCUACACCGAGUCCUACAUUUCCACAAUCGGCGUCGACUUUGUUAGUUUUUCUUACCGAUUAUUAAUAAUUAUACGUUCUUUUUUUCAGAAAAAUUCGCACAAUUGAGCUGGACGGCAAGACAAUCAAACUCCAAAUUGUGGGUUUUUUUCCUGUUCUGAAAAAAACUUUUUUUAUUUUUUAUUUUGGAGAAAUUAAAUUUUUUAUUCUUGCGAAACUUUGUUUAUUUGGAUUUUGAACCAUUUUUUGGUGAGAUUGCGAAAUCAAUAAAGAUAAAAAUGUCAAAAAGACAUCUCACGCUUAUAAAUGAGAAAUUUUCUGGUUUUCGAUUGGAAAUUGAUUGAAAUUAAGUUUUAUUUUUCAGUGGGACACAGCAGGACAAGAGCGUUUCCGCACAAUCACUUCCAGUUAUUACCGUGGCGCUCAUGGAAUCAUCGUUGUUUAUGACAUUACCGAUCAGGUAAUUAUAAAAACUCGAAUGUUUCAUAAGCAAAUUGAAAUUUUUCCAGGAAACUUUCAACAAUGUGAAACAGUGGCUACAGGAAAUUGAUCGAUAUGCUUGUGAGAAUGUUAACAAGUUGUUGGUCGGAAACAAGUGCGACUUGACGGCCAAGCGCGCCGUCGAAACUCAGGCUGCCAAGGUUUCUAAACAUUUCUUCUUUUGAUCAGCAAAAUGACAUAGUUUCUUUUUUGAAGAUGAAAUACCUUGAAAUUUCUACAAAAAAUUUUCGCUUUUGCGUAUAGUUUUUUCAUUCGCCAAUAUUUUUUACCUUUUUUUGAAGGAAAUUUUGUUUGAUAGUCUAAAAUUUUACAAUGCUAAAUAUUUUUUUCCAAUAAAUUGAUGACCCACAGAAAACUUUUUUUAGUUAUGAUUAUUCUUUUAUUAUCAAACAAUCAAUUAUUCCUAAUCUUUUUUUCGAAUUCAAUAAUCAAACACCUUGUGAAGCUUAAGGAAGAAAUUUAUUUUACGUUGAAGAUUUGUGAAAUCGUAUUUAGAAAGUUUUUAAAAAGCAAUAAUGUUAUGUCGUUGAGAUCUCUGUAAAAAAAUAUGAAUCUGCUUUGAGACAAUUCAGCAAGCAAUCGAAAAAUGCCUUAAAAUGAAUGGAGGAUAUUAUUUUUUGGGGAAAAUUUGUAGUAAUUUGCAGGAUUACGCUGAUCAAUUGGGUAUUCCGUUCCUCGAGACGUCGGCCAAGUCAUCUACUAACGUCGAACAGGUUCGUUUCCAGAUUAAUUAUUUGGCAGUCAUUUUUCUCACAAAAAAUUUUUUUCCGUUACAUUUUGAAUGCUGUAAUUUAAUUACCGUCAGUGUCAGAGCAUUUUGGAAUUUUUUUUUUUCGAUAUAAUGACUAUUUUCGACGUUUAAUAGAUGCAAAUUUAAGCUCUUUCACAUAAUUUUUCUUUCUCAAAGAUAUUCCAAAAAGUUAGAGAUUUUUUUUUAGUAGUUUUAUGAAAAUCGUGGACAAGGUAUUACAAAAAGAGGGCCUUUUUUAUCCUUAGUUGCUUUCUUUUUAUUUUUAAAGCUCUAUUUUUAGCCACCAAAAACGGGGUUCUUGUUCUUCUCAUUUUUUGAAAAUUUUCAACAACUGUUUCAGGCUUUCUUGACGAUGGCGUCGGAGAUCAAGUCUCGAAUGGGUCCAGUGCAAGGAGCUGGAGCUGCACCAGGAGUUCGCAUUACGGGAAGCCAGCCGGUUCAGGACAAGAAGAGCGGCGGCUGCUGCUAA